GCUUACAGAACAUCCAAAUGCAAGCAAAUUGAUAUAUGCAAGCUUUUUUUUCAAUAGACUUGCCAAUGCCUUAUGCUUAUCAUGUGCUCUUUUACCUGGAAUGCUGCUGUUCAGAAAACAAAAAAGAGGGAAAAGCAGGAAUCAAAUGAGACACAGAAAGACUAAGCAAUAUCACUCGUCUCCAGGUUCAUUUUCAGGAGAAAGAAGAGGGCUUGAUAGCACUCCACUAGGGAAAAGAGCUUUUGCCUUUGUUGAUGACCUAAACAUGCCUGCCAAGGAGAGAGACGGUGCCCAGCCUUCCAUUGAGCUGCUGCAGCAAUGGAUUGACCACGGCUACAGAGUCCUGCAUUUCAACUCUCCGAUCUCCAACGCCAGCUUUAUUACCGAAAAGGGACAAGUAAAAUGAAAGAGAAAAUCCAGCAAGAUGAUCGGAGAUAUUAAACAAUACCUCCCUACACACACAAAGUACA
Pantherophis guttatus is the source of this 470-nucleotide messenger RNA. The record is from RefSeq and is a predicted model, not a curated record. NCBI's taxonomy places the organism in Eukaryota, Metazoa, Chordata, Lepidosauria, Squamata, Colubridae.